AUGGCAGGCAUGGCGCACACGUACAACAACAUCAAGAGCUUCAAGAAGGCUCUCGACGCAUCGGCCUUCGACACGAGGGAGGAGUUUCUCGCCGUAGUCAAGUGCGCCAACAUCGAGGAUAUGUCGCCGUAUCCACAGGACCCCGCGACGCCGCUGAUGGUCUUUGCCCAGCACUUCGGCGUGGUUCCCGAUGAGUACUGCUGCCCAGAGUGCGGCGCCGAGUUCACCAUGAAGGUCAAGUCUGGGACGUCUGACCGCGCGGCGCGCUGGCAGUGGCGGGGCCCUCGCUGCGACCGCGCUGGCUGCUGCGACGCACGCGGCGACGUUGAGAUCUCCAUGACGAAGGACACCUUGUUGGCAGAUGUCAAGGCGUCGAACUGGCUCCCAUUCUUCGACUGCAUGGUCAUGUGGGCCCAGGAGUACCCCCAUUUGAAGAUCGUCCACGAGCUCGGCAAGCAGCACAACGUCGCGGGCCCCUGGAUGGAGAAGUUCCAGGAUGUCGCCGCGUCUUACGUCGCCGACAAGAUCUCGCUCCCAAAGCUGCACGAGGACUUCAAGAAGCGUGCCAAGGCCAAGGGCAAGAGGGGCGUGAAAAAGACGAUCUCCAAGAAGAAGCCGUCCAAGUUCAUCGUGCAGGCCGACGAAGUCUUCUUGAACAAGUCCAAGGUCAGCCGCCUCGCGCCAGGCACCCGCCCCAAAAAGGACAAAGUGUGGCUGUGGGGUGCGGUCGUGCAGGGCAGCCCAGAGAACUUCGUCUUCCGAGUCCUGGAGCACCCAGAGGACGCUUUCGACGGACGCCCCCGCGAUAAGCAAGAGAUGGUGACGAACUUCGACACGCUGGGCCUUCGCAAGGGCAUGGUCGUCGCCACGGACGGGCGGAAGUGGGCCCGCUGGGUGACGGAGUUCCAGUACAGGAAAGCCGUCACGAAGACGCAUUCGGUCGAUGGCGGCCACAUCUACUCCCUGCCGACGAAGACGUUCCUUUCCCACGCGGCGGAGGUCACACUGGCUGGGGGUAUCUGA
This is a messenger RNA of Prorocentrum cordatum, 1023 nucleotides long. NCBI's taxonomy places the organism in Eukaryota, Dinophyceae, Prorocentrales, Prorocentraceae. The record is from the annotation of a GenBank genome assembly.